GCUAGAGCCUAUACUGUUAUUGCUAUUAGCCGUGAACGCCAUCUUGGAUCUAGAAGGUUUCUAAACGGGGAAAACAGGAAAAUAGAUACUUUCGUUCUUAUUUUGUAAUUUCCCCCACUGGCUGAUGAUGAAGAAACACGAGUCAUGACGUCGCCUCUUUAUUUGCUGAUAUAGUUAAAAUCGGUAAAUCUGAGAGGAUUGUGGUUGAGGAAAUUUCCGCAGUUUACUGUAACUUGGUUUGUUUAUGUUAUUCAACCCGGACAUGGACUCUUCUAACCCAGACAUACCAGAUGACUCUCUGGGUUUGGGAGCCGGUGGGGCCCAGGCAAGCAGCAGUGCUGUUGUGCCAAAAGGGUCCAAUAAGAGACGAGCUGCGCCAGACUUCGAUGAUGAUGAUGAUGAUGAUGGAAGCAAGCUCUUCAGGUGUGAUGACGAUGGAGGAGGAGGAGACAAAGAGCGAUUUGCCAGGGAGAAUCACAGUGAGAUUGAGCGGCGGCGGAGGAACAAGAUGACUGCUUACAUCACAGAGCUGUCGGACAUGGUUCCCACCUGCAGCGCGUUGGCACGGAAACCAGAUAAGCUGACCAUCCUGCGCAUGGCCGUGUCCCACAUGAAGUCUCUGAGAGGGAGCGGCAACACUGCAGCAGACGGGACAUACAAACCAUCCUUCCUCACCGACCAGGAGCUGAAGCACCUGAUCCUGGAAGCUGCUGAUGGCUUCCUGUUUGUGGUGUCGUGUGAGAGUGGGCGGGUCGUCUACGUGUCAGACUCCCUGACCCCUGUUCUUAAUCAAUCACAGUCCGACUGGCUAGGCUCCUCACUCUACGACCAGCUCCACCCGGACGACGGAAACAAACUACGAGAGCAGCUCUCUACUGCAGAGAGUAACAAUACAGGGAGGAUGUUAGACCUGAAGACAGGAACAGUUAAGAAGGAGGGACAGCAGUCCUCCGUCAGGAUGUGUAUGGGAGCCAGACGAUCCUUUAUAUGUAGGAUGAGAUGUGGUUCGUGUCCGGUGGAGCCCAUGUCUAUGAACAGAUUGAAUUUCCUGCGGAGCAGAAACAGGAAUGGUCUGGGCCCACCCAAGGAUGGAGAGCCUCAGUAUGUGGUGGUCCACUGCACUGGAUACAUCAAGUCCUGGCCCCCCACAGGGGUGAAUCUAACAGAUGAGGAAGCAGACAAUAUUCAGGGGAGUCGCUACUGUCUAGUCGCCAUCGGUAGACUUCAGGUGACCUCUUGCCCGAGCGACACAGACAUGAACAGCAUCAGUGUUCCGGUGGAGUUCAUCUCUCGUCACAACUGCCAGGGCCUCUUUACCUUCGUAGACCACCGCUGCAUGGCCACAGUGGGCUACCAGCCUCAGGAACUGCUGGGUAAGAACAUCUUGGAGCUGGCCCACCUUGAGGACCAGGAACUGCUGAGAGACAGCUUCCAGCAGGUGGUCAAGCUGAAGGGUCAGGUGCUGUCCGUCAUGUUCCGCUUCCUGUCCAAGACCAGAGACUGGCUCUGGAUCAGGACCAGCUCCUUCACCUUCCAGAACCCCUUCUCUGAGGAGAUAGAGUACAUCAUCUGUACCAACGCCAACGUCAAAACCUCGACUCAGGACACCCUCACCCCCCUCUCGUCCCCAGGGGUGUCUUUGCCCCCCUCGCUGGGGGAGACCAGUCCUAACUUCCCCCCUGUAUCCCACAGCCCAGGGCAGGUGGCUGCCAGACAGUUGCAGCAGCAGCAAGCAGAGUUGGGGGGAGGAGGGAGAGAUGGUCUGUACGAGGCAGGACAGGUUACACUUCCACAGAUGCCUGUCCAGGCCGUGACCGCAGCUGGAACUGACCAUAGUAAGACCAGGGACAAGGCAGAGAUGCACCCCUCCAUGUACCCCAACCCAGACCAGGCCAAGUUCCUGCCCUCCACCUCUGCCCCCGGAGUACCCAUCUACCCUCAGGACAACAACAACUACACAACUGCCAACCGCUCCAACGACACAUACAGCAGGUCAGUAGGGAUGGCCCCUCAGAUGGUGCAGCCAUCCCACUCCGCAGGCCAGGUGCUGGCUCAGAUGUCCCGUCAGAACGGGGCACCCCCCUCCAACAGCAGCCCCCUACAGGGAGGGGCAGCGGUGAGCUGGCCGGGGCCAGCAGCAGGGGCUAGACCCCCCUUCAACAACCAGCAGGUGGUGCCCCAGGCAGGGAAGGCCCUGUCUCCCCAGUUUGCCAUGGGGAGUUUUGUUGGGGGCUCUUCCUCCUCAUUUGGGGCGAUGCCCACCACUGCCGCUCCGAACCCCACCACGGGGGCUAACUACCCAAAUAUCAACCCCCGCGCCAGCCUCAAUACCAACGGAUAUGAUGGCUUGGGGUCGGGGCAGCAGUUCCCCUCCAGGGCAGCGGAGGCAGUGUGGCCCCAGUGGCACGGCCAGCAGCAAGCUCAGAACAGGGCAGAGCAGCACCCCCACACACAGAACAACCAGCCUGACAUCUUCCCUGAUGUUCUCGCCAUGCUGGACCAGCCGGCCAACUUCAACAACGAUGACUUUGAGAUUCCCAUCUACCCCUCUUUCAACGAGUGACCCCGCAUACACUCUUCCACUUACCUCCUCUGUCUCUCAAAUGUCUCCUUCUCUCUCAUUUGGUGCACUUUUGCUCUCUUUCUUCGCCUUUCGUGAUCCAACGAGAGCAUGUCUAAUUAUCGCUCAGAUGAUUGCACUGCCAGGAUGGAGAAGGCGAGUUAAUCAGGGAAAAGAGAGAGUGAAAUCAAGUAUCGGUAUUCAAAUGCAGGUUCAAUAAACACGUGGAAGGGAGAGAGAGAAGAGAUUCAGGGUUCAGUGAUAGUUGGGCAAAUGUAAAAUGACAUCUGUAGCCAGCACUGCCCAAGCUCCACAGCCAGUGGAUUUGUUGUAGAGAUGUAACACACAAUCCCACCUGAACAUGCACAAGGCCCUGAGGCAGACACUGCUUCACCAGUAACACACAAACAUGGCCUUUCACUAACCGAGUCAGCUGUGUGUUUAGAUCUAUGCUGCUCCACUGGUCUGUACAUCAUAUGGAUAGAUCAGUCCAAUCAUUCACUUGAAGUCUCAGGCAAUUCAGGUGAUCUAUAGCUUUGGGGGAAUAUGUGGGAAUAUAUAUAUGGGAAUAUUCUGAUCUGAAGCCUGUGAAUAUCCUCUAUCUGCUCCCCUCGCUGUUUUAGCUUAGCAACCCGUAGCAUGUUCAAAAGGACACUGUCCUCACGCAGGCAGGUUUAUACGAACACUGUACAAACACUUUUAUAUUUGUACAUUGACGAUGUCACCUAUGAAUGUGGUUAUGUUGGUUUCAGGUGGAAAAGAGGGAGAGAUGUCUAUGACUAGUGAGGGGGAGAGAGGGAGAGAUGUCUAUGACUAGUGAGGGGGAGAGAGGGAGAGAGAUGUCUAUGA
Molecule: messenger RNA, 3409 nt
Organism: Oncorhynchus tshawytscha (Chinook salmon)
Lineage: Eukaryota; Metazoa; Chordata; Actinopteri; Salmoniformes; Salmonidae
Product: aryl hydrocarbon receptor nuclear translocator
Exons: 19
Coding region: 245-2563 (772 amino acids)
Biological process (GO): regulation of transcription by RNA polymerase II
Cellular component (GO): aryl hydrocarbon receptor complex; cytoplasm; transcription regulator complex
Molecular function (GO): protein dimerization activity; DNA-binding transcription factor activity, RNA polymerase II-specific; RNA polymerase II cis-regulatory region sequence-specific DNA binding
Source: RefSeq, a predicted model, not a curated record